AUGGUAGCCACUGCUGCAACUUCUGCCUUUCUCCCAAUAGCUUCUUCAGCUUCAGAUUCCUCGGCAAAUACUUCUGGGGCACUCGGAGGAAGCAUCCCAACAAGAAUCGAUGCCUGUGGAACUGGUUUUAAACCAAAGUCCACAGCUUCCCGAAAUAUACAGGUUAAGGCCAAUGCACAUGCUCCUCACAAGGUCAAUGGGACCAAGGUUGGAGUUAUGGAUGGCCUUAAGAUUGAGGAUGAGGUGAUGUCAUCACCUCCCCCGAGGACAUUCAUCAACCAAUUGCCUGACUGGAGCAUGCUCCUUGCUGCCAUCACGACAAUAUUCCUGGCAGCUGAGAAGCAAUGGAUGAUGCUUGAUUGGAAACCAAGGCGGCCAGACAUGCUUACUGACCCCUUUGGUUUAGGAAGGAUUGUGCAAGAUGGUUUGAUUUUUCGUCAAAACUUCAGCAUCAGGUCUUAUGAAAUAGGAGCUGAUCGUACUGCGUCCGUAGAAACUUUGAUGAACCAUUUGCAGGAAACAGCUCUUAACCAUGUAAAGACUGCAGGGCUGUUGGGCGAUGGCUUUGGUUCAACUCCGGAGAUGUGCAAAAGAAAUUUAAUUUGGGUAGUUACCAAAAUGCAGGUUAUUGUAGAUCGUUAUCCUACUUGGGGUGAUGUAGUUCAGGUUGAUACUUGGGUAGCUGCAUCUGGGAAGAAUGGAAUGCGCCGAGACUGGCUUAUACGUGAUAGCAAUACUGGUGACAUAUUAACUAGAGCUUCGAGUCUAUGGGUGAUGAUGAACAAAGAGACGAGGAGGUUGGCCAAAAUUCCAGAUGAGGUUCGAGAAGAAAUUGGAGGCUAUUUUGUGGAUUCGCUACCUGUUGUGGAUGAGGACGGCAGAAAGCUACCAAAACUGAAUGAUGACAAUGCAGAUUACAUCCACAAUGGUUUAACUCCAAGAUGGAGUGAUUUGGAUGUAAACCAGCACGUAAAUAAUGUGAAAUAUGUGGGAUGGAUUCUUGAGAGUGUUCCAUUACCUAUCUUGGAGACUUAUGAACUUGCUGGCAUGACUCUUGAGUAUAGGAGGGAAUGUAGGAGGGACAGUUUGCUGCAAUCCCUCACUUCUGUGGUGAGCAAUAGUGUUGGGGACUUGGCAAAUUCUGGUUAUGUUGAGUGCCAGCAUUUGCUUCGACUGGAGGGUGGUGCUGAAAUUGUCAAGGGGAGGACUGAGUGGAGACCCAAAUAUGGUAAUAGGUUGGAGAGCUGGGGUGAGCUCCACGCUGGAAGUGCUUAA
Fraxinus pennsylvanica is the source of this 1275-nucleotide messenger RNA. NCBI's taxonomy places the organism in Eukaryota, Viridiplantae, Streptophyta, Magnoliopsida, Lamiales, Oleaceae. The record is from the annotation of a GenBank genome assembly.